UUAUUUUCAUGAAAACACCGUCCGGUAGUUAAGAUUAAUAAUUUAUCACCGCUGUUUAUUUACUCACGAACCGGAUAAGUCCGGAUAUUUGCAUAAGUUGGUACCAGGGGGUACCGAGCACUUUGAAACCAUUAAUUAGUGUUAAAACAGCCACGAUUCCAUCAACAAUACAGAAAAAUGAAACGAAACAAAUAAACAAUGCCUCUUGACCUUUUUGCGGCAAAGUGAAAGUGCGAAUAUUUCUAAUCCCAGCGUGUGUUCAAUUAAACUCCUUUCAGUAGUGUUGUAUGCAAAAUUGUGGAAAUCCCCCAAAAAUAUAGUCUCGAAAUCGACACUCGCUCCGAUUUGGACGUCGCAAAAGCCCUCGUCCAGCUAACAUGACGACAGAUUUGAGUGCCGGGACUGUGCCCCCUUUGUAUCGCGAAGUGUUCGAUGUGUGUUCCCACAAUGGGGAGCCAGUCCACAGGGACGUGUACCAGUGCCUUUUAUCCCAAUGUAACCUAAACACCACUCAGUUGAAAGUUAUCUGGGACCUUGCGGGGCCUUCGCAAGGCCUUAUCACGCGAACCAACCUUUACAAAACGCUAGCGCUAGUGGCUUGGGCACAACAGGGCAAAACACUAUCCGAAAAACUCUUCGAAACUGCUUCGGGAAAAGAAUAUCCGACUCCGAGUAUUGGUGACCUAACCCCUGUUAAAAAUCUAGUUUUGAAGCUCAAUUUAAAAGCCAAUCCUGCCGUUUUGGGGCUCACUUAUACUGAAAUCACUCAGUUGGAUACGAUUAGUGUUGAAUUGGUACCUGAGAAGAAGGGGCUGUUUCUGAAAUAUUCGGAAUAUUUGGUGGCUUCGAGACGAUUUAAUUCCAAAGUCACGAGGAGGUAUAAUGAUUUUUUGGCCUUGCAAGAACUGCUCCUUAGUCGGUUUCCAUACAGACUAGUCCCUCGCCUUCCUCCUAAAAAAAUCGUCUCCGACGCCCAUUUUCUCGAAUCUCGACGUCGGGGUCUUCACCGGUGGCUUACUCUCGUUUGUCGACAUCCAACGAUCUGCCACGAUGCUCUCGUUGCCUUCUUUCUCACUGACCAUGGUCCAGAUAUCCAGCACCGGAUCAGAGAUAUUUUCCGCCGAGCACCGGACGAAUUCAUGACUUCUGAUUUAGCCGCCACAGCUAAGAAUUUACUUCCAGCAGAUCACGGAGAAAUCGCAUCGAGUCGCGAACAAAUUCGAUCUCUAGUCCAAGUCAUUGGAAAACUAAAAUUACUAGCCGAAAACGCCGUUGAAAGACAGAAUUCUUAUGCAAGAGAUUCGGAAGAUUUUGCCGCUCAGUUGAAGAUUCUGAGUGCAUCGAGUAUUGGACAGGUGUUUGGGAGUCAGUGGGGGAGUAUGCAGAAGGGCUUCACGGCAAUAUCCAGGGAACUUUACUCCCUAUCAAACAAAUCGCAACAAAACGCCAACGUGGAGCAAAUCACUGUUUGCGAACGUCUUGCCCUUCUUCUGGAUGUUCUAAUUUCGCACAAAGAUUUAUGCGAACGUCUCGAAAAAGGGUUAGCCCACGACCACCAACAAGCCCUUUCCAAAAUGCUCUCUUUGAAAAAACGUAAAAUUCAGGGAGUAAUUAGAGGAACAGAUACCGAAAGUGUUGAACAACUUGAAGCAAAAAUGCUAACACAAGAAAAUAUUAUUUCCAAUAUAGAGCUCAGAUCUGAUUUUAGUCUUUAUUGUGUCCAUAUGGAAACACAAUUGGUGUACGCUUAUCUGGAAACUUUGUCUUCCAUUUUGAAUAGUUUGGUUUCGUUGCGAAUUAGAUCGCACUCAGAGUUGGCCGAUAUUUGGAAACAGGUUCAACCAACUGUCCAGGAAUAUCUCCCGAUAGAUUAUGGGGUUGUUAAUGGUAAAGCGUAGCUUUAAAAUUGCCUUAUCUUUAGGUUAAGUAGGUUAAAGGGGCCAAAUAUUCAAUUUAACUAUUAGUUAAGUUAUUAGCAAUAAGUCUCUACGACUCCUAAACAAAACAUUCCACUUUUACUCAAAUUCCACAUUGUGAUAAAAAUACAUGUAAAUAUUUUAUAUACUCUUAUUAUUAUAUGAAAUAAAGUUAUUUUCUAUCUUUUAA
Messenger RNA from Tribolium castaneum (red flour beetle), 2106 nucleotides. Its product is annotated as sorting nexin-8. Gene Ontology annotation, biological process: early endosome to Golgi transport; intracellular protein transport. The coding region runs from base 378 to 1898 and encodes 506 amino acids. Gene Ontology annotation, cellular component: early endosome membrane. The transcript is spliced from 7 exons. The record is from RefSeq and is a predicted model, not a curated record. Lineage: Eukaryota; Metazoa; Arthropoda; Insecta; Coleoptera; Tenebrionidae. Gene Ontology annotation, molecular function: zinc ion binding; phosphatidylinositol binding.